Molecule: messenger RNA, 1527 nt
Organism: Symbiodinium natans
Lineage: Eukaryota; Dinophyceae; Suessiales; Symbiodiniaceae
Source: the annotation of a GenBank genome assembly
AUGCGGGACAAGGGACCUGCGUGGUAUGGCCGCUGGGGCACUUGGGGAGACGCUGAGACCGUGUGCUUGCUCGCGCCAGUGGUGGCGGUCUUUGAGGCAAGUUUCACGGAGCCCCAGAUUGAAGAUGAAGAGCACUGGGCGAGGCUGCUGGAGGCAGCUGGGACUGCGUUGCAGGCGGACGUAGCCGGCAGCUGCGUCCUCGCUGCUAUCCACUGGAAGCCGGUGUGGUUGACCACGCGCCGGCGGCUGCUGCACGCACACCUCAUCGGCGAUCUGUCUGCCUGCGAGGCAGUUCGGCAUGCGCUGUGGUCCACCAAGCGUGGGCUGCUCGAGGGCAAGGCUUGGGCAAGCUGGAGAUCGACCUUCGACACGGCGGACGUGAGCCCAGACAGGACGCACGGCAGGGCGCGGCUGGCCGCGCACCGACUCUGGGACCGCGAGCCGAGCCCCGGCUUGGCUCUGGAGCUCCCAGCACACUGGGUGCCCCAAGGCAUGGUCGAAGAUGCUGCCGCCCCGGUGUCCGCGAUUUGUCCCGAUUGCCACUGGCAUCACUUCUUCGAGCUGUUCGGAGAGCUCCUCCUCCUCGAGCGCGUGCUCCGGGAGCCGGACCGGGUGGUUCUCCUGGCGCUCUUUGAGCAGGGCUCCACAGCUCUGGCAAUGUACGAAGCUCUUGCAGGCCGCUGCUUGUACUGGGCCUGCCAAGUGUGGACACCGACCUUCCCGGCCCUCUGCACCUUGCGGGACUACGACAUCCUGAAGGCGCAGCUCUGCCGAGGAGAGCCGGUUCAGGACGAUGAGGCGGCCUUCGUCUUGAGGCGCAUGGACGGGGAGAGCGAGCUGGAAUGGCAGCAUCCGGCACCCCCUGAGGUGCUGUUGGUUACGACGAACAUGCCCGCGGUGGUUUGCGGCCGGGAUGGCCCUGUCGCUCUGCGCCUGGCGCAUGUCUCCAAGGCUCAUGCAGUCCUCCGCCUUUUCAGAGACGCCUCCUCCGUGCCAGCAACAUGGAAGCUGACUGUCCAAGACACAUCGAGCAACGGGACCUGGGUAAAUGGUGUGAAGCUGCAGCCCAAGGCUCAGCAGGAGCUGAAGCUGCAUGACCAGGUCUGCUUCGUGCCACCUGCGCAUGCCGUUCGCCAGCUGGUCUACCAGGUGCUGCCUGGCAGCGCGCUUCCGCGCCAUGCGCCCGUGGCCAGUGCGCCCAGCACUCCCAGCAACGUGCCCGUGCCGACAGCAGCCCCUGGGAUGUCGGGUGCACCUUGGCCUUCUGCGACCUUUGGUGGCAUGACACCCAGACCAAGCAAGAGACCCAGACUGCAGGACGACUCGCUGUCGUCGUGGUUGGGGUCUCUGGGAGACCUUGCGGUCUUGCGGUACGAGCAUCAGCUACUGCAGAUGGUUCCUGCUGCGACCGAACUGCGAGACUUGUAUGCCUACAACAUUAGCCGCUUCCUUGCCGAGUUGGGUGUCCGCGAGGAGCACAAGGCCACAUUCAGGAGGGGCCUUCUGCAGCUGCGCCACGCGAGUUGA